AUGAAGUGCAGAGUAACCUUGAGUGAGAGAGCAGUGGAAUAUCUCAGCAAAAGUUUGACCGAGAAAUAUGGUGUCCUAAACCAACAAAUGGACAAGGUGAUUCAUGACGCAAACUCAGAAAUAUCGACUCUGCAAAACCGCAUUUCAGGUAUUAUCUUCCUCCCCCAGUCUUCGAUGAACUGUGGCUUAUGCGCCACUGUAGAAAUGCAAAUAAAUCAGGAGCAGCUGCAAAAGAAGAACUAUGAGCUAGUUGAGAUAUAUCGAGAUAAAUGCAAGAAGCAUGCCCAAGUAACGAACCUCUACAAUCUCCUUAAAAACCAGGCGAUGAGGUCUCAGAUUCAAACAGCAGCAUCGGAUUCCGUAAUCCAGGUCCUUGAGUCCCUUGGUGGAAGGGCCAACUCCGGCUCAGGCGCAGAUGAUUUGUUCCGUCCUUCAACCUCUCUGGCUCCAUCUCCUCGACGUAGCCCUGCCAGGUAUCCAACGGCAAAUUCAGGAAUCGAACAACUGCACCGCCAUCAAAGGAGUGGGAGUGGAAGUAUCACGAAAAAUCGCCUAGACUCCGCGGCAAUGCCUCCUCCUAGCGCCACAUUAUUACCAGCGACGCCGCAACAUCGCACCAGGCUCCCUGGCCCUCCAUCUUCGACCCAGAGGCCUGAUUGCCAGGAGCGUCAACAACAUGGCUAUACACCAAACACUCAGAUUUUCCCUGCUCCGCAACGAUUCGCGCCCGCAGGCGUUGAUAGCAGAUUUUCUAGCAUUAACUCUGGCAACUAUGGCCUGAGUUCUGGCAUCAAAAUCGGCCGCCCCUCUGACGCCUCCACCGAGGGUUCUAAUCCUCGAUCCAACAUUUUCGGGAUAGGAAGCAUGAUGGGGAAUGACAAUUCCCAUUAA
This is a messenger RNA of Histoplasma mississippiense, 891 nucleotides long. RefSeq lists its product with no specific name. Gene Ontology annotation, molecular function: ubiquitin protein ligase activity. Gene Ontology annotation, cellular component: synaptonemal complex. Gene Ontology annotation, biological process: reciprocal meiotic recombination. The record is from RefSeq and is a predicted model, not a curated record. The transcript is spliced from 3 exons. Lineage: Eukaryota; Fungi; Ascomycota; Eurotiomycetes; Onygenales; Ajellomycetaceae. Bases 1 to 891 code for a protein of 296 amino acids.